Salarias fasciatus (jewelled blenny) is the source of this 7110-nucleotide messenger RNA. RefSeq names its product membrane associated guanylate kinase, WW and PDZ domain containing 3b (gene magi3b). Gene Ontology annotation, molecular function: protein binding. Gene Ontology annotation, cellular component: cytoplasm; cell-cell junction. Bases 618 to 5036 code for a protein of 1472 amino acids. NCBI's taxonomy places the organism in Eukaryota, Metazoa, Chordata, Actinopteri, Blenniiformes, Blenniidae. The record is from RefSeq and is a predicted model, not a curated record. Gene Ontology annotation, biological process: signal transduction. The transcript is spliced from 21 exons.
GGUGUGUUCAGACCUGUAGCAGGCGAACGCUCGCAGAUGUCUCUCAGGUCAGUGGUUGCGGACUGGAUCUCAGCUGCAUGUACCGCCGCCGCCCGUCUAUUCUUAGCCUGGCCACAGGUAUGAGGGAUUUCUCGUUGACGCACUACAUUUCAGCGACAGUGACUCCACGAUCCGCCGCCGAGUGAGUACAAGAUCCUCUGUUUACAUUUUGUUUUGACUACUUCGCGUUGGAAAGCUUCUCCGGACACGAAGAGAACCGUGGACGCGGUUUCCAGAGUGGGGAUGAAGAAUAUCAAAUCUUGAUUGUCUCCUUAUAGAUAUUUUUCCCUCCUCAUAAUAAACUCUUCUGUUUUUACGCACAGGGAGUGCUCGGGAAUAUCGCAGCCAAGGCAACUGUGCGCACAGCAGAGCAUAGACCCGUGACAUGACAGACAUCAGCGGCUGAUUCACGGGUGAAAAACAGCCUCAUAAAUGUCAAGAAGAUGAAAUCCCCAGCAGGUCGGGAGAGCAACUCAGGAGGGUUUAUUAGGCCGCGCCACUUCACGCUCAUUUAACAACAGCGAGCCGAGGCGACUCCGACCGUUUAGAUCAGCCAGUCGGUGGAAAAGAGGAUCAAAAUGUCCAGAACACUGAAGAAGAAGAAACACUGGUCCAGUAAAGUGGUGGAGUGCGCCGUGUCAUGGGGGAACCUGGGGGACUUUGGCUCCGUGGUGGAGGUCCUCGGGGGAGCAGAGCUGGGACAGUUCCCCUACCUGGGCCAGAUGAAACUGGACGUGCUGGUGUGCCACGUCGGGAAGCUCCCCUACUACGGGGACGUGCUGCUCGAGGUGAACGGGACGCCGGUCAGUGGACUUACAAACCGCGACACCCUGGCUGUCAUACGCCACUUUCGGGAGCCGAUCCGCUUGAAGACCGUCAAACCAGGUAAAGUAUUAAACACGGACCUGCGCCACUACCUCAGUCUGCAGUUUCAGAAGGGCUCGCUGGACCACAAGCUCCAACAGAUCAUACGAGACAACCUCUACCUACGCACCAUCCCCUGCACCACGCGGCUUCCUCGAGAAGGGGAGGUGCCAGGAGUUGACUACAACUUCAUCAGUGUUGGAGACUUCAGGAUCCUGGAAGAAAGCGGUCUUCUCCUAGAAAGUGGGACCUACGACGGUAACUACUAUGGCACCCCGAAGCCUCCAGCAGAGCCCAACCUGGUGCAGCCGGACCUGGUGGAUCAGGUGCUGUUUGACGAAGAUUACGGCGGUGAGGUCCCCAGGAAACGCACCACCUCCGUCAGUAAGAUGGACAGGAAGGACAGCGUCGUACCGGAGGAGGAGGACGACGAUGAGAGGCCUCCUCUGGUCAAUGGAUUGCCCGAGCACAAAGAGGGAGCAGAGUGGAGGAAAGCAGUGCCCAGUUACACUCAGUCCAGCAGCACGAUGGACUUCCGCACAUGGAGCUCUCUUCCCCGUGACGACAGCCUGGAGCCUCUUCCUCUGAACUGGGAGAUGGCUUACACCGAGACCGGCAUGGUCUACUUCAUCGAUCACAAUACCAAGACGACCACGUGGUUGGACCCUCGCUUGGCGAAGAAGGCGAAGCCCCCUGAGAAGUGUGAGGACGGCGAGCUCCCUUACGGCUGGGAGGAAAUUGACGACCCGCAGUACGGCACAUACUACGUCGACCACAUCAACCAGAAAACUCAGUUUGAGAAUCCUGUCCUGGAGGCAAAGAAGAAGCUGAGCCAGGAGACGGCUGCAAUCCAGCAAGCUGCCGCAGCAACUUCCCAAGGCAAGGGAGCCUCAUCUGGCUUCACUGCAGACCCCAGCCAGCUGAAGGGGGAGAUGUACCACACAGCGCUGAAGAAGAGCUCCCAGGGAUUCGGAUUUACUAUCAUCGGAGGCGACCGUACAGAUGAGUUUCUGCAGGUGAAAAACGUGCUCAGCGAUGGUCCGGCUGCACACGACGACAAGAUGGCAUCAGGUGAUGUGAUUGUUGAGAUUAAUGGGCUGUGUGUGCUGGGGAAGACUCAUCCAGAGGUGGUGCAGAUGUUCCAAUCCAUCCCCAUCAACCAGUACGUGGACAUGGUGCUUUGCCGCGGCUACCCGCUUCCCCCCGACGUGGAUCUGAACAGCGACGACCCUCUUCCCCCUCCGCCCCCGCCGCCGGCCACCCAGCCCCAGCAGGCUCUGCACGGCGGAGAGGUGGUGACAGCCGUGCCCCUCAUCAACGGCCAGCCGCUGCUUGUGAAAGGCGACGUCCUCCACGGGUCCUCACAAGAGCUCCAUUAUGUCACCACCGACGCCAGCGGGCGGCCCGUCGUGGCCGCCCUGCCCAACGGAAGGCAGACGGAUCGGGGUGAGGGAGCCGUGGGGAUGCUGCAGCCCGAGCUGGUCAGCGUGCCGCUGGUCAAGGGACCCGGGGGGUUUGGGUUUGCCAUCGCUGACUGCCCUCUGGGCCAGAAGGUGAAGAUGAUCCUGGACGCCCAGUGGUGCCGCGGCCUGCAGAAAGGAGACGUCAUUAAAGAGAUCAACAGACAGAAUGUCCAGACACUCAGCCAUGCACAAGUGGUGGAUAUCUUGAAAGAUUUGCCAGUGGGGAGCGAAGUCAACGUGCUAGUGCUGCGAGGAGGUCAAACAUCCCCUGUGAAGAAUCUAAAACCUAGACAGGAAAUGACCGCCAGUACGGAGACUUUGGACGGUAUUGUGGACUCUGUGCAGCAGGCCUUGCCUUACCACUCCAACACAAGCACCCUGCGCUCCGUCGAGUCCCCAAAGCGAGACGUCACAGAGCUGUACCUGAAGUCCAAAGCCCUGCUGGAGAGCAGACAGCCUCACACCAAAGACAUUGAUGUUUUUCUGAAGAGAGACAUCGAAACAGGCUUUGGCUUCCGUGUUCUGGGAGGAGAGGGUCCACAGCAGCCAAAUGUUUUUCCCCAGGUGUACAUCGGGGCCAUUGUGCCCAACGGAGCGGCAGAGAAGGAUGGCCGUCUCAGAGCGGGAGACGAACUGAUCGGCAUCGAUGGCGUGAUGGUCAAAGGUCGCUCGCAUAAGCAGGUCUUGGAUCUGAUGACCAAUGCUGCCCGUAAUGGUCAAGUCAUGCUGACUGUUCGUAGGAAGGUCAUCUACAGAGAGGCGACAGACGAGGAGGUUCAGGACAUGACUCCGGUGCUGGUGAAUGGUUCCCCCAAACUACCUCGUCUGCCGAUGCCCAGUGCGCUGGACCACGAGUCUUUCGACAUCACUCUCCACCGGAAGGAGACCGAGGGCUUUGGCUUUGUUAUCCUCACAUCAAAGAGCAAGCCGCCGCACGGAGGUGAAAGAUGGACUUCUGAAGUCAUCCCACACAAAAUUGGCCGAAUUAUUGAAGGCAGUCCCACUGACCGCUGUGGUCUGCUGCAUGUUGGAGAUCGAAUCUCAGCAGUCAACGGACGCUCCAUCAUUGAGCUCUGUCACAAUGACAUUGUUCAGCUUAUCAAGGAGGCCGGCAAUGUUGUCACUCUCACUGUGGUUCCCGAAGACGAAUACAAGGGCCCUCCAUCUGGAGCAAGUUCAGCAAAGCAGAGCCCAGCUCUCCAACACAAAGCCAUGGGACAAAGCUAUAACCUGGACUUGGAUGAUAAAAGAGACGGGGUCAAUUGGUCCGACCACAAAUCACUUUCUCUUGGUGAUUCGGGAACACUGUGUGUGACAGGUCCCAACCAGGGCUGUCUGACAGUGGAGUUGGAAAGAAGCCCCAGGGGCUUCGGCUUCAGUCUGCGUGGAGGCACAGAGUACAACAUGGGCCUGUACAUCCUGAGACUCGCUGAGGAUGGACCUGCUCUGCUGGAUGGAAGGAUCCAUGUUGGAGAUGAGAUAGUGGAGAUUAACGGGGAGCCGGCUCGCGGCAUUUCCCACACACGGGCUAUUGAGGUAAUCCAGGCUGGAGGGAACAAGGUGGUGCUGCUGCUGAGGCCUGGAGCCGGUCUGGCUCAAGACGGCGGUCAACAUGAUCAAACACUCAUUUCACCCGCAAGCUCCUCCGGAGAAGUGUUUUUCUCCGACACAUCAUCCCAGUCCUCUCCAUUUCCCACCGGGGCUUCCAUCGUUGUGUCCCCUCCCUUCUCCAGCAAACUGAAGCAUUCGCGCAGCUGGAGCGCCGUAUCUCCACAAGGCCGCAAGCCCCGCAGCAGCAGGGCUCUGAGCUCGGUGGAGGAGAGCGGUGAGUGGGCGGGCGAGGAGGCAGAAAGGCGUCCUCCCGCCUCCCUGGAGCAUGCGAAGUUCUACAAGAGGACCAGGCCCACGAACGACUCCAGAGAGCUAAGCAGCCCAAAGAAAACAGGGGAGACUUUUCCUAAAGCCAAAGAGCAACAUCGCAGUCCAAAAAAGGCAGAGAGGCAGGCACAGGAAGCGACGCGGAGCACGGACAAGACGCCGCAGACACACACAAAGACGCUGCAAGCUGGACAGAAAGUGGCUUCACCUCAGCAGCGCGCAGUGCAUCAGAAAAGAUCAACGGAUCCCUCCUGCAGAGAGAGCUUAGGUCACGAAAGGAAAAACGGUGAAGGGGGGAAUCUCACCGCCAGAAGAUACACGCUAGAGAGGGCGAUGGAAGGGAGAGGAGAAAGGACCUUUCCUGAGCAGCAAAGCUUCAAAAAACGUGUGGUGGGAGAGUCUCCCCAUCACAGGACAGCGCCUAAUACAAUAAGAGAGAAUAAGAGAGGCUCUGUCAAAGACUCAGGGCACAGAGAGGUUAAUGGCAAGGGCAAGCCGAUGGGAAACACGACUACAAGUAAAGGUACGAUCAGCAAAGGAGAGUCACUGUCAUCUUUUAAAGAGCGAUUGAGUAGAAAAGGUUCUGUUGCUUCGCCGAGAGAAGCACAAGCAAGGGAAGAUGCUUUUUAUUACUCCAAAAGAGAAGGUAGUAAAGAAGACUUUGUGGCCUCUAUGAACAAUAUUCCAGGGGCCCCGCAGAGCCAGAAGGGACCUAUUAGUCCUGGCCCUUGGAAAGUGCCCAGUUCAGCCAGAAUCCUCUCCCGGGAAGAGGUCCUCAGUGACCCUCUGUGAUAGAAUCUCGAUUCACCAGGAAAUGAGCUGUGCCAUUGAAUAUUUAUCCAUAUCCUCAGCGGAUUGUUUUUUCUGAGUUCUUCCAUAAAACAGAGAAGUGCAAGAUGGCUCUCCUUUUAUUAUCACUGGACAGUGGCCAGAUUUGUAUUUUGGGAGUCUGGUGUCAUCACAUGUGGCAUGUAGCAGCUCCCCCUCUGCCUUGUCUGCUACUUCAGCAUCUUUGAUGUGGGACUUCAGCAUGUGCGGCAUGCUCAGGGGCCUUGUCAGACAAGAUACUUUGAAACGUGAAUAUGUGCCAAUCCUGGGAGCCUCCUGUGGAACAACGACUUACCAACGGAGCUUCACUCAUUACAAUGCAAUGACCCAUAUGCAAAGAAAGCAGAAAGGCCCUUGCCUCUAGCCUGUAGUAUACACCCACUACGACUGUCAACCAAGGUUUAAUUUCAUCCUCGGCGUCAUCGCGGGGUAUUUUGACUGUCCUUUUUUUCUUCGAGGUUUGCUCAGCUGCAUGCAGUCGAUCCUUUCUGUUUGUUUUACUGCACGUGCUCUUCACAUCGCUGAGGACGAACCCGGCUCGCGUUUCUGUUUCUCAUUCUGAGCGACAGGCAGACUUCAGAUACAAUCCAGCAGGCGUUUACUUUCGUGGGUACUUUAGACUGUUCAAGGGGGUAUAGUCACAACACUGCAUCAAAACAACCAGUACCAUUAAAAGACCAGAAACUUGUGGUUUGAGAUCCUGUUUACCAUGUGUAUGAUAACUAACCUGUGUGUAAUUUAUUGAGAUAAUAGAUGAAUAUAUGUAUAUGUAGCUGUACCAAGCCAUUCCACAUUUUGAUAUAGACUUUAAAAAAAAAAAAGUCGUCCCAUGUUAUUUGAGCUUUCACCUUAUUUCCAAUGUACUUCAGUGGUAGGAAAUUACCAUGACUUUGUAGUUCAUAAACUGUAUAGACGUAAUGUGCAAACUGCUGUACCAAAUGUUUGCAAUCGCUCAAAACGUGUCUCAUUGUGAAAUAUAUUAUAAUUAUAUAUAUUUGAAUGUGUUAUGUUUUGCAGAAUCUAACUAUCUAUUGAAUUCCAUUGCACUGCAUCUGCCCUUGUAGCAUAACAGAAUGGCCAUGAGUUGUUUUUAAGUGGUGAAGUUCAUUUGCUAUCAAUUGCAUUAUCGUUAUAAUUUUACAAAGCCUUUUAUUUUAUUUUUUUCUAAACGUUCACUGUUCAAGGCCAAAAUAGCAAUGCUCUGCAAGUUUUGCGUCAUGUCCUUGGUUGUUUCAAACACUCCUUAUUAAGAAAAAAAAAAGGAUAUUGAGGAUUUUAUUUGUAUGUAUUUGUCAGUCCUGCUAUGUGUUUGAGUGCCAGGGUAGUUGAAGGAUGAUAGAAGCCAGAGACGUGGUUGCUUAUAGAGAUAUUGAUCACACUACUGAUGCAAGGCUGCCUGAUAGACAUAGUAAAGUGUGGCUGGGUUGAUCAGUACAAGAUAAACAGAUCCGUCGUGACAGUGUGUUCUGUAAAAGUGACAAAUAGUCUUAUUUCACUGUUACUUUAAAUGACUUUAAAACAUCUGCUGUAAUAUCUGAGAAAAGUACUCAGCCUAGUCGCUCACACAACUCAAGAAAUUAAGGAAUAUUCAGUUGAGCUCAGGGAAAACAGUAUUGUAGCAAACGUGUGUCAGUGACAGUCACACGGUGGGGAAAAGUUUGAUUGUAUAAUGGAGUUUUCAGGUUAUAAAUCUAUAGGAGAGCCGGACAGUGGGAGGUUUCAGUGCAAUAGUUUGGUUGGUAGAACGGGUAAAAUCCAACCCUGGGUGUCGGGUACUCUGCUUCAGAUUCAAAAAAUUUUAUUUUAAUUGAAUUUUAUUUUAUGCUCCCCUGCACUGUUGUACAACUUUAUGCUUUUGUUCCAACCAUUCUGUGUCUCAUUUCUGCAUCAUACUGUGGCCUUGCAUUGCUUCAUUAGAAAAAAAAAAAACAAAAACAAUCCUUGUGGUAUCUUCUACAUUCUGUAGGAACAGUAGAUGUAAAUGUUUGUACAUUGUACAGCACCUUUAUAAAUACUUGCUGAGUGCUCUUUUGGGGAG